Messenger RNA from Cladophialophora carrionii CBS 160.54, 1245 nucleotides. RefSeq lists its product as uncharacterized. Lineage: Eukaryota; Fungi; Ascomycota; Eurotiomycetes; Chaetothyriales; Herpotrichiellaceae. Bases 1 to 1245 code for a protein of 414 amino acids. The record is from RefSeq and is a predicted model, not a curated record. The transcript has a single exon. Gene Ontology annotation, molecular function: protein binding; 6-phosphogluconolactonase activity.
AUGUCUCGAACCUACGACUUCCUGGUCGGCACAUUCAACACUCCUCAAUUAUACACCCUACGCUUCACGCCGCCCUCGUCAUCAGCUCCAGACUCAGCAUCCCUCAAGAUCCUCCAUCGCGCUUCUGCCGUGGGCUCUCACUCCUGGCUUCAUCUGAAUCCCCCAAAGCCUAACGGCAGACAGAAUCUCUACGCCACAGCCUGGACAGAACCACCCACGGUCGUAGCAUAUGCAGUCAACUCCGCAACCGACAUCCAGCUUCUCGGGAGUGCUCCAACGAGAUCACGCAGCGGCUACGUCACCGCCAGUGAUGUAGCGCUAUACUCGGCCGGCGGAGCGACCGGCGAAGUAUUCAGCUUGGAUCCAGAAACCGGCAACAUCGUGCCUCCGCCUGCCUCGAGUGGAACGACAGCAACCCAGUCAUCACCGCAAGUCCAGCCUCUUCAGCUCCUCUCCUUCCUCGACCAGAAUGCACAGCGCGACGAUGGCAGCGUGAUGGAUUUCGGCGGUCUCCGCCAUGGUGCCCACUCUGCGGAUUUGUCGCCCGACGGCAAAGCAAUCUACAUUGCGGACAUAGGACGUAAUUGUAUCUGGACGUUUUCUAUCGAUCCGAAAACCGGGGCGCUGACACCAGGGGAGAAGCACAUUUCACCGAGGCCCACUGACGGCCCGAGACACGUCUGGCCGCACCCGAGUGGGGAGUUCGUGUAUUGCUUGCAAGAGCAUACAAGCAUGGUUGAUGUCUUCUCUACGAGCGACGGAGGGGUGAAGUUGAAGCACGAGCAAGGCGUGCGGAUCAUCCCGGCGGAGGAGAAGGAAGUAGACUACUGGGCUGAUGAAGUGCGGACGAGUUUCUCCCAUGGAGACCAGCCAGAGUACUUGUACGCCAGUACACGAGGCUUGAAGGAGGGGAAGAAUGGUUAUGUUGCAGUGUACAGGUUGACUUCUGAGGGUCGAAUCGACACCUCAGUGGCUCCGCAUCAUUCAUACGCCAAAAAUGCCGGCAGCGAGUCCAGGUCGAGCUUAUAUGCGGGCCUGUUAUAUAUGUGGGAGUCACCCACGAGUGGGGGAUGGGCAAACGCAGUCCAACCUGGUCCGACUAUCGAUGGAAUCGAGUAUCUUGCGCUGACGGAUAGUGAGCAGGGCUAUGUAUUCGUCUUGAGCUGGGAUGGGCAAGUGAUCAAAGAAGUAGCAAGGACCAAAUUGGACGACGGCGCAGGCGCGGCGACAGCGGUGUGGCUGUGA